UCACAGGUGAGUUCGUUUAAAAGUUAAUGAGCCUUCGUCGCUGUCUGACAAGCGAAAGCAGGUAACCUUGCGAAGAAAGUCACCGUGACCCGUCGGCUCUAAGUGUAAAAAAAAACAAAAACCAUUCAAAAUUCACAAUGUGUGAUUCAGAACAGCAACAAGAGGCUAAAAAGGUGUUUCAGCCUCAGUGGCCUGAGAAUGGAGAUGAGUGGAGUGAUGGAGAGGAUGGGUCGAAUAUGGACUGUGGGCUUCUGCAGGCCAUGGCUGAGGAGGAUGAGGAGAUAAACGUCUACAAUGAAGAGACGUUUGGAAUGGAUCUUGAUGCACACAGGACCACAGAGGACCCCAACAGCGGUCUCCUUCAGUUUGGAGAGCCGCCCCCACCUCCGCCACCGACACCACCGCCAGACUCCAAACCACCGUCCCGCCACAGCUCCCCCUCCCCUCCCAGACAGAAGCCACAGUAUCUGCCCCGGGCUCCCCUAGGGCAGCGUGGCAGAGGUAGGGGACAGAGGGGAGGAGGGCCGGGCAGGGGGCAGAUGUUUGAAGAUCCAGCUGUGAUGAGGACAGUGGAGGGGCGACCAAGCCUCAAGAGUCUUGACAGUGCCAUAGUGGACUGUGGGAAUGCCAUGUACCAGAAAACCUUUGAGGAUGAUCAUAUGGAGCCCUCUUCCAGAAAGACUAGAAGAAUCUCAGGAUCAAUACUUCAGGACAGUGCUAUAGUGUGUGUGAUUGAUGGUCACAGAGGCAGAGGUCAGCACCUGACCUCCAACUUCCUGGAUUUGCCAUAUCCUGUCUCUUCCUUCAGGGGCAGGAGAGGGGAACCCAGAGGAUCCUACUCCAGAAGACCGUUUGGCCAAAGAGGCCCCUCUCAGAUGUAUGCAUCCAUGGUACCAGGAUCACCCAUCUUCUCACGUCCUCCGUUAACCCCACGGCAACAUUACAAUCAGACAGGGCGCUUCAUGUUUCCUACAAGCCGGCCCUGCCCCUCCACACCUCAGUCUCUGACUCCAAAGAUGAUGCAACUUCGCUUUGGUGCCAACUCGCCAAGACCGUCCCCUUUUUACAGCCCCUUGUCGAAUUCAGUGCAGCAUUUUAGGUACCCCGGUCCUGUCACCCAGCUCCACCCCCAACAUAAACGACUACUUAGUCAAAAACAACGAAUAUUCCAAAGGAAAUCAGAGGGCUGGGAUCCUUACUGUAAUCUCAUGACGACCAAAGAGAAGGAGUGGAUCACCAGGCUGCAGAUGAUUCAGCUGCAAAGUGAGAAUCCGUACCUUGAGGACUACUAUUACCAGGAGUACUAUCGGCGAAUAGAAGCUAAGAUGGCGGAGGAAGAGCUGGGCAUCAGGGGCAAGAGAGAGCCACCCAAGCUCACCACACCUUACAUCAUGAAAACUGACUCCUACGCACCAGUGGUGCACAUUGAAGGCUCUUUGGGUCAAGUUGCUGUGUCCACAUGUUACUCUCCUCGUCGUGCCAUCAGUGCAGUUCAUGCAGUCCAUGCUCACGGGCCACUAGAGGAACAAAAAGAUAUCAGACAACAGCGGUUAGAGGUCCUUAGCAAAAUAGAAAAGUUGUUCAUAGUUCUGUUGGAGGUUGAGGAGACGGAGAGGAUAAAAACCACAGUCUUGUCUGAAGCAGAAGAAAGAAGGUUGAUGGAGAAGAGACAGAGGAAAGUAGAGCACAUCUACUCCCAGCUGCAACACCAUGAUCCCCUAAAUUCGGGAGGGGAGUUUCUUCCUUUCCUGCUGGUCUCAAAAGGCAAAAGGCUACUCGCCCGUCUGCUUCCGUUCCUGAAACAUGAUACUGCACUGAAAAUCUUGAGCAUUGUGACCUCUAAACUACCUACACUGAUGAGCAGAGAUGCAGAAGAGGCCCUACCAGUGCUCUACCCGCCUCUUCGAAAUGUGAUUGGAGGCCUGACGUUCAGUCAGCUAAUUGGAGUCCUCAAAGAUCUGACAUCAUCAGAGUCUCUGACGACAUACGAGUCCCUCACGCUGGCAUGUCAGAACAAGUUUGGACUGUCCUUACUGUAUGCUCUCCUGUCCCAAGGAGAGAAGCUGCUGUCCUCAGGUGUUCCGCUAGAGCCCAGCAUCGGUGACUUUGAGACCUGGACGGACACAAUAUUCCAGGUGGCGGGACAGCUGUCCCAGUGUUCUCUGGUGGAGCCACUCCUCCUGCCCUCAAACCUGCUCACUCUCUUCUGCCGUUACCUGGACAAGCGCACUGUGUAUCAGCUGAAAAGCAACAUGGAGUCUGCAACCGGAUUCCUGGCUCUUCCAUCUUAAGGUGGAUGUUCAGCUAAUGAGACGUUCAGCUAAUGACUAGGAUAUGGUGAGCGCUAGAGUGAAGGGAGCAGAAGCACAGCCCUAACACAAACUCCUCAGUGUUCAUUAUAACAGAAGCUAUGUAAUGUACUCUGACCAGCGUUCAAAAUUCUUUGAUUCCUAUUAUUUUUUUCCCCCCUCAUCCCUUCACGUUUCUGCACACUCAAACUGUUUCCCUUAUUUUAUUUUAUUUCAUUUAUCUCUUUUUACUUUCCUCCCUUUGGUCUCCAGUAGGUUAUGUCGGUACACAAGUUAUUCUGAAAUCACAAACCUGAUGUUCCUUUGUUUUGUUUCUUUUUAACCUUCCAAAACAAGUGUUGCCAUCAUUUCAUGAGAUUGCUGAUUUACUGAGUUGGUAACAUUACAUGAACUAGCAGAUGAAGCUGAUUUACUUAUGUGGCUUCUAUCUAACCACUCCACAUUUACACGUUUCCAAAUGUCAGUUAAUGUCAUGACAAGAAACUUGAGGUAUCACUUACUGAGAUAAAUGUUAGAUAUUGGUGACCAGGUUGAGGAUUGUAUAGUAAUGUAUUAUUGUACAGCUGAACCGAUAUGUUCAUUAUUAUAAUAACCAUUUAAAGAAGUUGUCAUGGCAUGGUCCAACAUAUAAGCCAUGCAAUUUUGGGUUUUUUGAAAAGGCAUGCAUUGUGUAUCGAUACUAAAUAUGAUGUAUUUGAUGUAAUUUUCCAUCUUAGAUGUUUCAGUUGUAAAAAGAUUUUUAUUUAUUGUAUUCAUUUGGAAACAGGAAUAAUUUAAAUUGCACCCUUGUAGAGCACUUGCAACACAAAUAAAUCUUUAAAAAUG
Siniperca chuatsi (mandarin fish) is the source of this 3134-nucleotide messenger RNA. It is a transcript of the gene patl2, whose product is annotated as PAT1 homolog 2. The record is from RefSeq and is a predicted model, not a curated record. Gene Ontology annotation, molecular function: RNA binding. Lineage: Eukaryota; Metazoa; Chordata; Actinopteri; Centrarchiformes; Sinipercidae. Gene Ontology annotation, biological process: deadenylation-dependent decapping of nuclear-transcribed mRNA; P-body assembly. Bases 138 to 2291 code for a protein of 717 amino acids. Gene Ontology annotation, cellular component: P-body. The transcript is spliced from 19 exons.